Molecule: messenger RNA, 177 nt
Organism: Rhizophagus irregularis DAOM 181602=DAOM 197198
Lineage: Eukaryota; Fungi; Glomeromycota; Glomeromycetes; Glomerales; Glomeraceae
Source: RefSeq, a predicted model, not a curated record
AUGGCUUUAGCGAACGCAGCACCAGAAGCCUAUGGCUAUAAACGUGACGCGGAAGCAGAAGCCUAUGGAUAUAAACGUGACGCGGUACCAGAAGCCUAUGGAUAUAAACGUGACGCGGUACCAGAAGCCUAUGGAUAUAAACGUGACGCAGACAUUGUAGAAUCUUCAUUAGGGUAG